UGAUUUCUUGUCCCUUUACUUUCUGGAGUAUGGAGCGCAUUCACAUGGCUUCAAAUUUAAGAAGUACAAAAGGAUAGAGUGCCGUAAGUUUCAGUUCUGGGAGUUAGACAAUGUUGCUAGUUCCCUCUCUCUUCUUCCAGACACAACCCACUGAUAAGCACAGACAGUUAGAACAGGUUCCAGACUGUUUUCUACCUUCCUUUCCAUCCCCCCUUCCCUUCAUGUUAUCACUUGGAGCGCUUCCAUAUUUUUUUACACAGCAAGUUUCUUCAUCUUUUUUUUUUUUUUUUUUGACACAUAGCAUUCCAUUGGGCAGAUCAAUCAUGAUGCCACUCGAAUUCCCUCCGGAUGCGAAUUUAGCUCAUCUCCAGUCUUUUGCAGUGGUGUGCAAUCAUCUGGUGCUGAUUCACCUGGUACCGAUGUCAUUUUGCAUGUUUCUGAGCAGAUCUAUCUGGCAGUCCCAUUCCUGGAAUUGUUCAGCUGUUAAGGCUGUUCCAAAUUUCACUAGCCCAGCCCUGUUCAGAGAGGUCCUGUUUCCCACGCUCUGGCUGACAGUGCUCAACAUGUACUUCACCUUAAGUCUGCAGGCCUAUCUCUGCAACAAGCCCUCGACUGCUCGGUUUCGGGCAUUUGAGAUGUGUGGAGCACGUCUCUCUCCUUUCCCUUGGCUCAUCCUUCUCAUCCCCAACCCUUGGCUUUCAUCCUGCAGGUUUCAGCUGAAACACUAUUGCCUCCUGGAAGACCUUGAGGACUGCUCUCACCCCAGGGGGAGACAGGGUCGGACAGCCCGUCAGCCUGUCGCGGAGGCUCCAGCACCAAGGACAGAGCUAGCCCACAGCAUGGAUCCGCAGCCCCCUCCACCCGCCCAGGGCAGCCCACCUCACCGUGGCCGGGGCCGGGGCCGUGGCCGAGGCCGUGGUAGAGGCCGGGGCCGUGGCAGGGGGGGCGCUGGAGCCCCUCGGGCGCCCCUGCCCUGCCCGACAUGUGGCCGCCUCUUCCGCUUCCCCUACUACCUCUCCCGGCACCGGCUGAGCCACUCAGGCCUCCGACCCCACGCCUGCCCCCUGUGCCCCAAGGCCUUCCGCCGGCCCGCCCACCUCUCCCGCCACCUGCGUGGCCACGGGCCCCAACCGCCGCUGCGCUGCGCCGCCUGCCCCCGCACCUUCCCGGAGCCAGCCCAGCUUCGGCGCCACUUGGCCCAGGAGCACGCAGGCGGCGAGGUCGAGCUGGCCAUCGAGAGGGCGGCCAAGGAGGCCGCGGAGUCGAGCUGGGGCUCCCAGGACGCCGGGGCGGAGCAGCCUACCACCGCUGCAGCGGGGGCCGCGGAGGAGGAGGCGGCGUGGCCCGAGACGUGGCCGGCAGGGGAGCCGGCCACGCUGGCUGCCCCCACAAGCGCCGAACCCCGGGAGUCAGAGGAGGAGGAGGCCGAGGCCGGGGCGGCGGAGCUGAGGGCCGAAUUGGCACUGGCAGCCGGGCGGCAGGAGGAGAAGCAGGUCCUGCUCCAGGCCGACUGGACGCUGCUGUGCCUCCGCUGUCGCGAAGCCUUCGCCACCAAGGGCGAGCUCAAAGCACACCCGUGUCUGCGCCCCGAGGGUGAACAGGAGGGUGAAGGGGGCCCCCCUCCCCGGCCCAAGCGCCACCAGUGCUCCAUCUGCCUCAAGGCCUUCGCCAGGCCCUGGUCGCUGUCCCGCCACCGGCUGGUCCACUCCACCGACCGCCCUUUCGUGUGCCCAGACUGCGGCCUGGCCUUCCGCCUCGCCUCCUACCUCCGCCAGCACCGUCGUGUGCACGGCGCGCUCAGCCUCCUGGCCCCGCUGCCCCCGGCGGGCAAGAAGGACGACAAGGCACCGGGUGGACGGAACUCAGGGAAGGGGCCCGAGGGGGGCGAAGGGGCAGAGUGCGGGAGUGCCUCGGAGGGGGGAGAAGGCGGGCAGAAUGGAGGGGACGCCGCCCCGGCCCGGCCCCCUGCGGGGGAGCCCCGCUUCUGGUGUCCCGAGUGUGGCAAAGGCUUCCGGCGCCGCGCGCACCUGCGGCAGCACGGGGUGACCCACUCAGGGGCGCGCCCCUUUCAGUGCGUGCGCUGCCAGAGGGAGUUCAAGCGGCUGGCCGACCUGGCCCGCCACGCGCAGGUGCACGCGGGAGGCCCGGCGCCGCACCCGUGCCCGCGCUGCCCGCGCCGCUUCUCGCGCGCCUACAGCCUCCUGCGCCACCAGCGCUGCCACCGGGCCGAGCUGGAGAGGGCGGCUGCGUUGCAGGCGCUCCAGGCCCAGGCCCCGCCGUCGCCCCCGCCGCCCCCGCCGCCCCCACCAGCUGGGCAGGAGGAGGAAGGGCUCCCGAUGCCCAUUGCACGCAUCAAGGAAGAGCCACCCUCCCCGGGAACCCCACCCCAGUCGCCACCACCGCCGCCGCCGGCUCCCCCUGUCUUCCUCAGCGCCUCCUGUUUCGACAGCCAAGACCACUCAGCCUUCGAGAUGGAGGAAGAAGAAAUUGACAGCAAGGCCCACCUUCGGGGGUUGGGAGGCCUGGCCUCCUGACCUUCACCACCACUCCUGGCCCCUCCAUUUGGCUCCCGGUUUGCAAUAUGGAGGAAGGAAGUCGAAGUAGAGGCGCCUCCUGUCUACCCACCCUUCCCCUUCUAGCUCUCAACACUAAGGGGGGGGGGCUGGACCGCCCCUCCCUCCCAUUGCCCACCCCCUCCCCCGGGUACCCCGACGCUGGCUAGGAACUGCUUGUCCCAACAGGCCUCAGAAGGCAGGACAAGUUGGAAAAGGAGGCAGAGAAUAUUGGCCAGAGAGAUGCAGACUUGGGGGGACCCCCUGCCUGGCUGUCUCCCAUUACACACACUGGACACCGUCACCUCUUUGGAACUGCCAGACCCUGGGGGUCCCCAGUGAGCAAAGGUCCAUCCCUGUCCUUUUGUCUGUCUGUGAAUAAAUGUGAAUUCGUGAAA
Molecule: messenger RNA, 2950 nt
Organism: Mustela lutreola (European mink)
Lineage: Eukaryota; Metazoa; Chordata; Mammalia; Carnivora; Mustelidae
Gene: ZNF579
Product: zinc finger protein 579
Exons: 3
Coding region: 111-2534 (807 amino acids)
Source: RefSeq, a predicted model, not a curated record